Rotaria sp. Silwood2 is the source of this 1494-nucleotide messenger RNA. NCBI's taxonomy places the organism in Eukaryota, Metazoa, Rotifera, Eurotatoria, Philodinida, Philodinidae. The record is from the annotation of a GenBank genome assembly.
AUGCUUCGAACUCGAUUCACACAAACGAAUUUUAAACUGUUAUGUGCAGUUGAAAAUUUUAUUCUUAAUAUAUCUAAUAAGCCACCUGAUGGUUCCAAUGACUGCAUUAAAACAAUUAUGGAUUUUUGUCAUGAUGAUAUUGAUAUUGAAAGAUUAAAAUCUAAAGCAGUUAUGAUUUCAGACUUUUUUAAAGUUGUUAUUAACACAAAUCAAAUUAAAAUAAAACUAAUUACCAAGAUUUCUACAGUUUGUGAAAUUUUAAAUACUUGUGAAAUUGGAAAACAAAUGCUUCAAGAAUUUGAUAAAUUAAUUCGGCUUUAUUUAACUAUUCCAGUAACUACAGCAACUUCUGAGAGAGCGUUUAGUGUAUUAAAUCGAUUGAAAAAUACACUUCGAAGUUCUAUGACUCAAUCACGUCUUAAUCAUUGUUUAUUGGCACACAUUUAUAAAGAAAAACUUGAUAAAAUAGAUCCAAAUCAAAUCAUGUCAACAUUUAUAUCAUCAAAUGAACAGAGGCAGGCAUUUUUUGGGCUGAUUGCUAAAUGGACACAGAACGGUGUCACCAUCGCUGGAGGUCAAGGAGCUGGCAAUGCUCUCAACCAACUCAACAAGCCACAUGGUGUCUAUGUUGAUGAUGAUCAAACUGUCUAUAUUGCUAACACCAACAAUCACCGUAUUGUGGCAUGGAAACCUGGUGCAACAAGUGGUCAAGUGGUAGCUGGUGGAAAUAGACAAGGAAACCGAUCGAAUCAGCUGAAUCAACCAACAAAUGUAAUGAUUGACAGAGAGGCAGACAGCUUUAUCAUCUGUGAUUGUGGAAAUGUACGAGUGAUGUUAUGGCUUCGUCGACGCCAAAGAGGAGGAGAAACGAUCAUCAAGAACAUUGCUUGUUGGGGAUUAACGUUGGACGAUCAUAGAUUUCUCUACGUUUGUGAUUGCGAGAAGCAUGAAGUGAGACGAUACCGAAUCGGAGAAACCGAUGGAAUAGUAGUGGCAGGUGGCAAUGAACUCAAUCAACUCAAGAGUCCUAUGCGUGUCUUUGUCGAUCUAGAUUAUUCUGUGUACGUGUCGAGCGACUUAAAUCAUCGUGUAAUGAAGUGGGUCCAUGGUGCUAAGGAAGGGAUUAUUGUUGCUGGUGGUCGAGAAGCCGGAGCUAAUCCAACACAAUUGUCGGAUUCUAUUGGAUUGUUUGUGGAUCCGCUAAGCACAAUUUAUGUGGCAGAAUUUAAUAAUCAUCGAGUGACGCGUUGGCGCAAUGGAGCGAUAAAGGGAAAUGUCAUUGUUGGCGGAAAUGGACCGGGACAACAGUCUAACCAGUUGAAUCAUCCUCUUGGUUUGACAUUCAAUCAAAAUGGCGAUCUCUAUGUCACCGAUAAAGACAAUUAUCGAGUCCAACUGUUCUCAGUUGAAACGAUUCAUCCAACUGAUGCUGAAAGUAUAAGUAAUAAAACAUCAAACAUCGACAAUAAAAAUGUUGAAACGGAAUUUCAAUGA